CCCUACAGGACAAUGCAUACCACCGACUGCCGACUGUAAACACAGGGGAUGUGUGUUCCCGGAGCGCGGACUUCGGGGCGGGGCCGGGGAAGGGCGGUCUGCAGUUUUAUUGAAUAGAGCAGUGUGUGCCGCGCUGCCGGCCCGCCUGCCCUCUCGCUGUGCUCCCGCGGAAAGAAGUCGGUCCUUCCUCUCCCGCUCGGUCCCCGGGAAGAAGCUGCAGCCUAGGAGGUAUCAUUAAAACAUUCCAAGUUCACCCAAUCCAAUUCCACAGGGAUUGGUGAUCAACAAGAAGGCUCAGACGUGGAUAUCUGAUUGCUUAACCAUCCAGACAUCAUCUGGUCUCCCUAAACCUGAAACCACACCAUGGAUGAUUUUGAACGUCGCAGGGAACUGAGGAGGCAAAAGCGGGAAGAGAUGCGCCUGGAAGCAGAAAGAAUCGCCUACCAGAGGAAUGACGAUGAUGAGGAAGAGGCCGCCCGGGAACGGCGCCGGCGAGCCCGACAGGAAAGGCUGCGGCAGAAGCAAGAGGAAGAAUCCUUGGGGCAGGUGACCGACCAGGUGGAGGUUCACGCCCAGAACAGGUACUGUCCUCUUCAGAAUGGAAAAUGUCUGAGUUGCUUCUUAGCCUGUCUGAUGAAUGGAAUGUACUGGAUCAAAGAUGAGAAGAUUAAAAAGGACAAAGAGCCCAGAGAAGAAGUGAAGAGCUUCCUGGAUGGAAAGAAGGGGUUUACAGAAGUGAAGUCGCAGAAUGGAGAAUUCAUGACCCACAAGCUUAAACACACCGAGAAUACCUUCAGCCGCUCUGGAGGGAGGGCCAGCGAGGCCAAGGAGGCGGAAGGGGCUCCCCAAGUGGAGGCUGGCAAGCGCCUGGAAGAGCUGCGCCGCCGUCGUGGGGAAACUGAGAGCGAAGAGUUCGAGAAGCUCAAACAGAAGCAACAAGAGGCAGCCCUGGAGCUGGAGGAGCUGAAGAAAAAGAGGGAGGAGCGAAGGAAGGUCCUGGAGGAGGAAGAGCAGAGGAGGAAGCAGGAGGAAGCAGAGCGAAAAGUCAGAGAGGAGGAAGAGAAGAGGCGGCUAAAGGAGGAGAUUGAAAGGCGAAGGGCAGAAGCUGCUGAGAAACGGCAGAAGAUGCCAGAAGAUGGCUUAGCCGAGGACAAGAAACCUUUCAAAUGUUUCACUCCCAAAGGUUCAUCUCUCAAGAUAGAAGAGCGAGCAGAAUUUUUGAAUAAGUCUGUGCAGAAAAGUGGUGUCAAAUCAACUCAUCAAGCGGCUGUUGUUUCCAAGAUUGACAGCAGACUGGAGCAAUACACCAGUGCCAUUGAGGGGACAAAAGCUGCAAAACCCACGAAGCCAGCAGCCUCGGACCUUCCUGUGCCUGCGGAGGGCGUCCGCAAUAUCAAGAGCAUGUGGGAGAAAGGGAAUGUGUUCUCAUCCCCCACCGCGUCAGGCACGCCAAACAAGGAAACUGCUGGCUUGAAGGUGGGGGUUUCCAGCCGCAUCAAUGAAUGGCUAACUAAGACCCCAGACGGGAACAGGUCACCUGCUCCCAAACCGUCGGAUUUGAGGCCAGGAGACGUAUCUGGCAAGCGGAACCUCUGGGAAAAGCAAUCCGUGGAUAAGGUCACAACCCCUGCCAAGGUGUGAGACCGUUCAAGAAAGAAGCCAGAGUAGCCACUCAACAUGCUGGACCAGCUCAGCUGAAGAGGGUUAAUGUGCUCUGUUCUAUAUUUAUGUUGAUUUACUAAAUUGGGUUAAUUUCCUUUUGUUUUAUUUUUCAUUAUCCCAGUAAACCCAUGUAUAUUUUCACUAUAUUUAAUAAUCACAGUCUAGAGAAGUUCAUGGUAAAAGUACUGCCUUUGCACAGGAGCCUGUUUCUAAAGAAACCCAUGCUGUGAAAUAGAGACUUUCUACUGAUCAUCCUAACUCUGAACGGUGACACCAACCACGUCGGAAGUCGAGCAGGAGGAGGUUCAAGCUGAAAAUUUGCCUGAGGAAUGUGUGCAGUGUCCAGAAAAACAAACCAUAGUGGGGUUUGGGGUUUUGUUUUUUGUUUUUUGUUUUACAUACAGAAGUCAUGUUGUUUCUGCACUUUAGAAUAAAGCAUGGAAGAAAUGAUCUCAGUAGGCAAUUGUAACACUUUCUGAAAGUAAUGCAUUCAGAUUUGAGAUUCUGCAAUGAUUGUCUUUUUUUAAAAAUGUACUGUUAAGGUAUUACUUUUUUCAUGCUGAUGAUUAUCUAAAUUGGAUGAUGAUGUUAGAAGACAGUGGUACUGAUAUCUUUAGGUUGGUUGCUUUGUGGAUUUCUUUGGUAGUGAUAGUGAACCACAUUUUAGAUGACCUGAUCAUGUAUGUAUGUGCAUACACGUAUACAAACACACUAAUGGUAGAAAGCUUCUUUUAUGUGCUAGACUAUUAUAUUUAGCAGUAUGUCCUUGUAACUAGCCAAUAUCACAGCUUUUCAAAAAUUAAAAAUCACAUUAUAUUAAUAUUCAUAUUUGCCAAUAGAGACAUGGCAGAAUAGGUAUCAAUAUAUCUUCAAUGCCCAAUAGAUAAACUGUAAGAAAAAAAGAGAGAUUUGAAAUGUCAAAAUGAAUUGACAUUUUCUAUAAAGCAUAGUAUUUAGCUUAUAAUGAAAAGCAAUCUUGAAGUCCAAUGUGAAUUUUACUACCAUCUGGAUCAAACUCAAAGCUUGCUGAGAACUUUAUUUUGUUAGCAAUCAAGUUCACAAUCGGUUGGCUUCGAGGAUAUCUGAGGUCUCUUCUUUGUCUAAAAUUUAAAGACGAGGAUUUUAGUGACAAGAUUGUCCAGAUUGAAAUUCCACGUGUGGGUAUGCAAAGACCAGCUUUGGCUAAUGUCUGGAAGCAGAGAAGAGAAGUAAGCAAAUUCCAAUAUUUAAGAGUCAUGAUAGUCCUUCAUCUUUAUUAUACGAAACCAUUUUUUAAAUUAAAAGUUUCUACUUUUAUUAGUCAUUGGUACUUGUCAUAAGUUGAUAAUGUAUUGAACUUUCAAAAAAUAUAUGUAACUUUUAGUAGUUUUACUAUUUUCCCCAAGAGUCUUUAUCAAAUCAUCUUUUUUUAUACACGUAAUCUAGACAUCAGAUCUUACUUUAGCUUAUAAGUGUUCAUCUGUUCUUCACAAUAGAUGAUAAAAGAGUACUCCUCUGUCUUGGCAAUAUGUUUUAGCAUAGAGAUAUAUAGGAUAGUUCUAUAAACUUAUACCUCAUUUGACUUAACCAAAAGUGUCCUACUCUCAAUUUCUACCACAAUGAGGGAGCCUCACAAAUGACUAUUUUCUAACCUACAGUAUUUCCCUGGAGGAGCCGGCCAGGACAGGGCUGACAUGAGCAGUGACUACUGCCUUGCGGAGUCUGUUUUUUUCAAAAAUCAGUAAAGAGUAGCUGAAUUCUCUAGCUUUUAGCACACCUGGGCCAAAGGAAGGAAAACCACCAAGAUCACACACAUCAUCCACCCGUGACAGAAUAGAUAUGAGUCUAUGAUAAGAUAAUCUAGAACCCACAUGUAGUGCCUCAUUUAGCAUUGACUCCCAUCACUGGAGUGACAUGGAUCGAAGUUUGAAUUAAGGCCCAUGGCGAUAUAACAUUGCUUUGUUGUACUUUUGAACAAGAGCUUCUGAUCACUAGUAUAUAUAUUUGUUUCUAGAAAGUCUAAAGUUGAGAAGAGAAUAUAUCGAUCCUGACUUUUAUUCCGAUAUUUGGAUGGAAUAAGUUUUAGGGUAGAAUUUUGUUCAGUUCGGAUUUAAUCUUUUGAAAAAAAUAAAUUCCAUUGUUUACUUGUCUGAUUACAAUUCUCUGUGUUAUCUUUAAGAGGUAAAACUGCAAGGUGACUAGCAUGUUCUGUGAAUCUGCCAUUCCUAAAAAUUUUAUAAACACUUGAUGUUUUUCACUGAUAACUGAUCGCUGCAAUAAGUAUAUAUUGUGAAAAUGCAUCCACAAUAAAUGGAAUUCCUCCAAAUGC
This is a messenger RNA of Myotis lucifugus (little brown bat), 3970 nucleotides long. RefSeq names its product caldesmon 1 (gene CALD1). Lineage: Eukaryota; Metazoa; Chordata; Mammalia; Chiroptera; Vespertilionidae. The transcript is spliced from 13 exons. Gene Ontology annotation, molecular function: myosin binding; actin binding; calmodulin binding. Gene Ontology annotation, cellular component: actin cytoskeleton. The record is from RefSeq and is a predicted model, not a curated record. The coding region runs from base 364 to 1641 and encodes 425 amino acids. Gene Ontology annotation, biological process: actin filament bundle assembly; muscle contraction; angiogenesis.